Gadus macrocephalus (Pacific cod) is the source of this 931-nucleotide messenger RNA. RefSeq lists its product as uncharacterized. Gene Ontology annotation, biological process: cytolysis in another organism; pore complex assembly; monoatomic cation transport. The transcript has 4 exons. Gene Ontology annotation, molecular function: channel activity. Lineage: Eukaryota; Metazoa; Chordata; Actinopteri; Gadiformes; Gadidae. Gene Ontology annotation, cellular component: pore complex. The coding region runs from base 155 to 667 and encodes 170 amino acids. The record is from RefSeq and is a predicted model, not a curated record.
UCCUCACGCUCCAGCGUCAACGAAAUCAAUGAGAAGAACUGAAAACGAAACCGCUUGUAUAAAAGAGGAGUAAAGGACAGUAGAAAGGUAAAAGAGUAGCAGUAGAAACAGGAUGACUUGACUUGGAAGGGACUCCAAUGUGCUGCUAUUCAACAUGUCUCAAUCAGACAACAUGUUUCAACGUACCUGCUUAGUGGAGAUCGACGACGCCUGUGGUGUCUACGCCUUAUCGGACCCAGGGUUGUUCCUGGUGAGCGGAGGGUGCAGCUGGCCUCUGCCUCCUCAAAUCAAAAAGCGCUCCAGAGCCAGCGCCACCUUCACCAACACCCAGCUGACGGCCUGUGGCUCAGUGGGCGUCUUCACCUACGACCUGGUCCACGAUCAGCACAGAGACUACAACGCCGUGCUGGCCGUCAUGUUCUCGGUGCCCUUUGACUACAACCUCUACAGCAACUGGUGCGGCGCGGGCAUCUUGAACCGCGGCACUGGCUGCGACAACGACCUCUUCGACCUCAUGUACUACGGCUCGGAGAUGGGCUUCGUCCGGGCCAAAGGGGGCGCCGCUGCCCGAACGUUCAAGGGAGAGAUCGUGGAGGUGGCCGUCAACAUCACGGACUCGAGCACGGCGGUUCUGACUGUGGAGGUCAAGGAGCUGGGGAGGUUCUAGGACCGGGGAGAUGGAGGGGGUGGCUCUCCGUCUAACCCCUGUCAUUACGACCGGAUCAUUUAUCAAUAAUCAAUAAUCAAUUGAUCAAUCAUGAAUGUGGAUACAACAAUGUUACUAAAGUUCACUAAAGCCACGAUAAUUAAGUUUAAUGUGUCAUUCUUCCACUCUCACCUUUUAUCCUACUCGGCUGAGUACUUCAGUGUACACUUUCCUUGAUUUACUAUACAGUAUAUGAUAUAAAACUAGUUAUAUAGUGUGCUACCA